Messenger RNA from Bombina bombina (fire-bellied toad), 2652 nucleotides. RefSeq names its product zinc finger protein 432-like. Lineage: Eukaryota; Metazoa; Chordata; Amphibia; Anura; Bombinatoridae. Gene Ontology annotation, cellular component: nucleus. Bases 38 to 2437 code for a protein of 799 amino acids. The transcript has 15 exons. Gene Ontology annotation, biological process: regulation of DNA-templated transcription. The record is from RefSeq and is a predicted model, not a curated record.
UGCUAAGCAUCUGACUCAGUCACUGUCGAUAAACAAGAUGAACAAAUACAGGAAACGGAUGGCAGAGCAGUUCCUGAGUCAGGCCCUGGGCAUCAUCUGCCUGCUGACCGGAGAGGAAUAUGUCAUUGUAAAGAAGAAGUCCUCUCACAGCAGCAUUCACCGGGAGAGCAGACAGGUGCCUAUAAAGUGUGAUGAUGUCGCUGUGUAUUUCUCUAUGGAGGAGUGGGAGUAUAUAGAGGGACACAAGGAGCUUUACAAGGACGUCAUGAUGGAGACUCACCAAGCAGUAAGGACUAUGGAGAUCCCAGGAAAUGAGAGCUCAGAAUUAACAGGUCACAGUGGGGGAAAUCUUAACAUAGGAGCACAAGGAGAACUUGAACAGAAUAUUCAGCCAGUGGAGUUAGCACCAGAUGUCUCUGCAGCAGGUCACAGAGAUGAAAAUCUAGACACAGAAGCACAUGCAGACCUUGUACAGAAUAUUCAGCCAGUGGAGACCGCAUCAGACAUUGCUGCAGCAGGUCACAGAGAUGAAAAUGUAGACACAGAAGCACAUGCAGACCUUGUACAGAAUAUUCAGCCAGUGGAGACCGCAUCAGACAUUGCUGCAGGGCGUCUAGAGGAAAACCCGGGCACUGGGCUAUUAAAUGUGAAGGAAGAGGAUGAGACAGAUGACAUGAAUAGUCAUCAGACUGAAAUACACUGGUCCCUCCCUGCCGGCCGUAUGGAUGUGACGCCUUCAGAUGGCUCAACGGUUGAAAACGUAGGCGAACCGUAUGUGUGUGAUCACGUGAAGACUGAGGAGGAUGAAGUUCCUAUAAAUACGGCUACAGGUGAUGUUAAGACUGAAGUCACAAUUAAUGCUGAACAGACUAAUGAUCUGGAAGCUGUGAAGCAGGAAAUCAGUUACCAUAUCCGUACAGGUGAUGUUAAGACUGAAGUCACAAUUAAUGCUGAACAGACUAAUGAUCUGGAAGCUGUGAAGCAGGAAAUCAGUUACCAUAUCCGUACAGUUGAUGUUAAGACUGAAGUCGCACUUAAUGCUGAACAAACAAAUGAUCUGUACGUAAAGAGUCAGCUGGAAGCUGUGAAGCAGGAAAUCAGUGACAAUAUCAGUACAGGUGAUGUUAAGACUGAAGUCACAAUUAAUGCUGAACAGACUAACGAUCUGGAAGCUGUGAAGCAGGAAAUCAGUUACCAUAUCCGUACAGUUGAUGUUAAGACUGAAGUCGCACUUAAUGCUGAACAAACAAAUGAUCUGUACGUAAAGAGUCAGCUGGAAGCUGUGAAGCAGGAAAUCAGUGACAAUAUCAGUACAGGUGAAUUUACAACUUGCAGUAAUCCUAGUCCUAGCCAUGGUGAAAAUACAGAUACUUGUUUCAAUCUUGUUCAGAAUCAAAGAAGCAAAAUGGGAAAUUUAUGCCCUGAAUAUGGGAAUUGUUUUGCUUGGAAAUCAACUCUUAUUACGCACCAGAAAAUUCAUACAGGAGAGAAAGCAUUUUCGUGUUCUGAAUGUGGGAAAUGUUUUGCUUUGAAAUCAACUCUUAUUACACAUCAGAAAAUUCAUACAGGAGAGAAAGCAUUUGCAUGUUCUGAAUGUGGGAAGUGUUUUACUCAGAAAUCAAAUCGUAUUAAACAUCAGAAAAUUCAUACAGGAGAGAAAGCAUUUUCAUGUUCUGAGUGUGGGAAGUAUUUUACUGAGAAAUCGACUCUUAUUAGACAUCAGAAAGUUCAUACAGGAGAGAGAGGGUUUUCAUGUUCUGAAUGUAAGAAGUGUUUUACUGAGAAGUCAAAUCUUAUUACACAUCAGAAAACUCAUACAGGAGAGAAAGCAUUUGCAUGUUCUGAAUGUGGGAAGUGGUUUACUAAGAAAUCAACUCUUAUUACACAUCAGAAAAUUCACACAGGAGAGAAAGAAUUUGCAUGUUCUAAAUGUGGGAAGUGUUUUGCUUGGAAGUCAAAUCUUACUACACAUCAGAAAACUCAUACAGGGGAGAAAGCAUUUUCAUGUUCUGAAUGUGGGAAGUGUUUUAUUAAGAAAUCAACUCUUAUUAGACAUCAGAAAAUUCAUACAAAAGAGAAAGAAUUUUCAUGUUCUGAAUGUGGAAAAUGUUUUGCUUCGAAGUCAAAUCUUACUACACAUCAUAAAACUCAUACAGGAGAGAAAGAUUUUUCAUGUUCUGAAUGUGGAAAAUGUUUUGCUUGGAAGUCAAAUCUUACUACACAUCAGAAAACUCAUACAGGAGAGAAAGAAUUUUCAUGUUCUGAAUGUGGAAAAUGUUUUGCUUGGAAGUCAAAUCUUGCUACACAUCAGAAAACUCAUACAGGAGAGAAAGCAUUUUCAUGUUCUGAAUGUGGAAAGUGUUUUAACAGCAAAGGAAAUUUUGUUACUCAUCAAAAACUUCAUACAGCAGAGAAAGUUUUUCCGUGUUUUGAAUGAGGGAAAAGUUUUGCUCAGAAGUUACAACUUAAAACGCAUUCGAAAAUUCAUAUGGGAGAGAAAGCAUUGUCAUGUCUUGAACGGGAUGAACCCCUACAUUAACAUGUCUGGUUUAGUAUAGUCCCCCUAGUUGCAUAAGAUGUAUUGUGCCGUAAUAUAACAAUAUAUAUAUGUGUGUGUAAUUAAAGGUGGAUUACCAGCGCUAAAAACUUCAA